AUGGACUCUGUCGCGGACAGCGUCACUGUGGCCCGGUUGGACUGUAUCGUUAAGCGAAGGUCGAUGACCCAAUGUAACGUGCAAAACGUAGCGUGUUCCCGUCCCAACGGUCUCAAGACGUCCGGUGUUACACGGCGAGGUUGGCGGAAAGCCGGUCACCUUCCGCAGCCGGCCGUUUCCAAGCCCGCUCGACGUUUACCGUCUGCCACCGCAACGGCGGCAGCUGCCUUUAGGGAUGUUUUAAUGUGA
Messenger RNA from Soboliphyme baturini, 249 nucleotides. Lineage: Eukaryota; Metazoa; Nematoda; Enoplea; Dioctophymatida; Soboliphymatidae. The record is from the annotation of a GenBank genome assembly.